AUGAUAGUGGAAUCUGUUAUAACUACGCCAAAUAUCAUUUAUCCAUUUGCAAUCACACCAUUUUAUCCAGGAUCAGACAACCAAAGUUUAUAUUUUAAAUUAAGUUCAAUUUUUGAUUCACCAACAAUUUUAAGUGGUUAUGCAGUUAUUUAUAAUAGUUUAGAUCAAAUAAUAACAAAUGGUACUUAUAAUUUAAUUUUAGAUGAAGAUGUCCCAACAAUUGGACCAUCCACAACUGAUGCAACUUUGGUAGAUUUUAAUGAAUUUCAACAACAACAACAAAAAUUAUCAAUAGAUAGUCAACCAAGAAAUAAAAGAACAUGGUUAAAAGCUAAACAAAUUGCAAAUUACACAUUUAUAAUGCCAUAUAGUUUAUCAUCAUUUAUGGAUGAAACUACUAAAUCAUUUUAUGAUUAUUAUUAUUUACAUUUAGAGUAUAUAGAUCCACAAAGAGGAAAUCAAGUCAUUGCAGAAUUUAAAACAGUACCAUUUUCAUUCAAUGCACCAUCAUAUAAUGUAAUCAAAGAAAAUUCAAUUAUUUUAACCAAUGCAACAAAUAAUAAUAUUUUAGGAUUUGGUUUGGAUUAUAAUAAACAUUUAUCAAUUGUUACCGUUAAUAAUGCUGAAUCAGGUUCAUAUGGAAUGUUUUAUUCUAAAGAUAUUUAUAAUGAUGGUAGCAGUAGUACAGAUUCAACAUUUAGUAAUUUACAAUUUAUUAAAAGUUUAAAUGGAUUGGAUUAUUAUUAUUAUUAUAAUAAAUUUAAUGAUUCACAAUUGACUGAAACCACUGAAAUCAUUAUAGAUGAAAUGACAGGUCAACAAAGACAAGUUAGUACAACUUUUACAAGUAAUCAUUUACCAAAAUCAAUUAGCUCUCAACUUGUUUUAGUUAAUGGUUGGUCAUUUUGUUAUGGUAUAUUUGUUUCAAAUGAAAAGAUUGAAUCAAUGCAACUUGAUGGAUGGAAUAUUGUUCCAAUAUCAAUUAAAUCAAACUCUUCAAAUUAUUGGACAUCUAUUGCUAGAUUAACAUUAUCACCUUCAGAUACAAAGAUUAGAAUAGAUAUUCCAAAGCCAAUAGGAUCGCAAUGGAGUACAGAGUUACAUUAUACUCAACCUCCUCCAUUAAUACCAACUUUUACAAAGAAAGUCACAUUAUUAUCAAAUCAAUUCUAUAAGAUUCCACAAUAUUUUGGUGGUAAAUAUAGAUAUGAAAAUAAACAAAUCCAAAUUUUAGUUGAAUUAAAUUUCACUGAUACCACUCAAAUUUUAAAUAGUAUUGAUUAUAAAUUAAAUGAUGUUAUUUUCCUUAGUGAUAGAGAACUUUUUAGUAAAAAUUAUUAUUGUAAAAUUAUAUCACUUCCAGAUUAUUUAAUAACAAGUUCAACAGUUGCCUUUGCUAUUUUCGGUAAUUAUGAAAGUGUUGGUAGAGUUUUAUUAUAUUCAAAUAGUUCAGUUACAAUUGAUAUCAUUUCACCACAAUCAGAUUUAAUAUCAACAGUAAAAAAUUCUAUUGAAAUUGGAAAAGGUAAUGAAUACUUUACAUUUGUUAAAGGUAGUUUUUCAAUGACUCAAACUUUUUAUGAAAUUUCAGAAGUCACCAUUUCAUUAACACCAGUUGGAAAAUUAACAACAAAUUCAAAACCAUCACCAAACUCAAGAGAAUUUUUAAAUAUUUCAUCAUCAUUCCCACAUGGUUUCAUAGGUUCUGGUAAUAAUCUUCAAUGGACUCCAUAUAUACCAAUCGCGAGUGAUACACCAUCAAUGAUCUAUAGUUUAGUUGGUCCAACAACAAAUCCAUCCAUUACAUUGACGGGCAAUCCAUUUAUAAAAAAAGAUUUAAUAAAUCCAAGUUUAACUGUUAAAUUUAAUUGGGCAUUAGAAUCGAAUCAAGAAGAUGAAUUUUUAAUUUCAAUUUGGGAUACAGUUGGAGUUGGUCAAUCAACUUGUAAAUUUAGUUUUGCAACAAAUUCAUUUACAUUAUCACCAAGUUCAAUUCAUUUGAAAUCAAUUAAUCAUACCUAUAUCUCACAAUCAUUAGAAUUUUCCAUUAAAUUAAAAUUUAAUCGUUACUUUUGUUCAAUUGUUUCACCAGUUAUUGAUUGUUCAGAUAUUAAAGGUAAUAGAUUAUUUGAAAAUGAUUUCUCUGCAACCGAGCUACGUCAAUUAUUUUUUGAAAAUAUUGAUCAAUGUACUGGUACUACAAGUAUUCCAACUGCUCAUUUAUUUACAAACUUUGUAACUUUUAAUUCAGCAACAAACGUUACAUUCUCAUCAUUAUUUGGAAAUGUUUUUGAUCAAGAUUAUAAUGUUGUGGUUCAAAUAUUUGGUGAUUAUGAAAAUAAAGGACCAAUUGAAAAUAGUAUACCAUUAACAAUGACCUAUCUACCUGAAACAAAUUCAGCAUUAUUUAAAGGAAAUUUUAAUUUUUCAAUCGAUUCAACAACUUUAAGUAAAAAGAAAUUUAUUUCAAUUAAUGUUUCAAAGAAAUCAAAUCCAACAUCAACUUUUACACUUUCAACUAAAGAAUUAGAAUUUAUUAAUAAAUUAACCCAAAAGUUUCAAACAACCACAACAGUCGUUGACUCACAAUUUAUAAUUAGAAAUAAAGAUUAUCAAGGACCGGAGUUAAUUUUAAGAUUUUUGAGAUUGGGCGAUUUUGAUAAUAGUCAACCAACAAAAUUCAAUAUUAAAUCUUCUCAAUUCCCCGAUAUUAAGAAUUUAACUUUAACAAUUAAAGAUACUUUCAAUAGUUAUACUCAAUCAUUGGUAUAUUUAAAAGAUGAUCCAACUUCUUAUUUUAAUUUAAGUGGUACAUUGUUAACUUUAAAUGCAAAAUAUAAUUAUUUGAAUCCAAAUGCAUUUAUAGAAUCAUUUUGUGAUAUUUUCGAUAAUUGUUAUGAAUUAAGUCCAACAGCAUUCCAAACUAGUCAACAAUAUAUCAAUAUUAUACCACCACCAAUUGUUAAACCAGUUUUAAUUGGUACACCAACAUUUUCUAGAAAUUUUAUUGAUGUUAGUAGCUCAAAUCGUAAAUUAAAAAUAUCAAUUGAUUUGAAAUAUUCAAACAAUGAAAUUUUUACACCAUCCUAUGGUCAAGAUCCAAUUUUCUAUAUUUCAGAAAAACAAACCAACGAGAAAAUUCAGUGUUCACUAAAACAAAUUUCAAAUCUAUCAUCAUUAUAUACAUGUGAUAUGGAAAUUCCAUUAUAUUGGGGUUUAAGAAUGGUUGGUCAAUGUUCUGUUUGGAAUAUGGUAGAUUCAAAUGGAGUUAUAAAUGGUGGGGUCAUUCAAAAUUGUCCAAUCUUUUUCUUUUAUCAAGAUUUUUAUAAUCCAAAUAUUUGGCAAAUUUCAGUGAUGAUGAAUGAUACAGUUUUGUAUGUUACUGGUACAAACCUCGAUUUAUUACCUUCAAAAAUUUUAGAUUAUCAAUCAUUAUUGGUUUCAACUUCAAAUUUAACAAUGAUUAAUGGUACAUUGGGUUUCUAUACAUUAAAGGCACCUGCAACCAAUCCAUUUAGCAUCUCUGUUGAUUAUGGUUUUAAUGGAAUUAAAAAUAUUAGUGUUUUCAUUCAAACUUGUAUGAAAUCAGAUUGUAGUGGUAAUGGUGUUUGUAAUGUAGCUUUAUCAACCUGUACCUGCGAAAAUGGAUGGGGAGGUUCGGAUUGUUCAAUCGAUAUGACAUUUAAAUGUAUUAAUAAUUGUAGUGGAAAAGGAGUUUGUUCUAAUGAUAUGACUUGUAAUUGUAAUAAGGAUUACACUGGUGUAUCUUGUAAUCAAUAUUCACCCGAUCUUGGUUUAUCAAUGACAAUGAAUACAAGUAAAAACCAGCCAUCCAUUGACUUGGGUUCCUUCUCAACAAAUAGUAGUUCAACUUUAAAUGACUAUACCAAAUCAUCUGGUUAUUCAAUUCUAAUACCAUACAUUCAAGAAAUCGAUUUCAAUGGUAAAUUGGUUAAAAAUUAUACAUUUACAACAGAUUCAUGGUCUUUACUUUCCGAUGAAAAUAAUAUUCUUAUCUAUAACACUACAUUAACUGAAUACUCAAAGGUUUUGGUAGAACUAGAAACUAUUACCGUUGCAACAACAAGAGAGUGGGCAGGUCAAUUAUUAAAUUUACCUGAUCACUCAAUUAAAUAUUCAGUAAGAAUUGAAAAUUAUACAUUUGUUUCAAAUUUAAAUAAUUUACAAUUGAUUUAUCAAGCAUCACCAAAUUCGAAAUUAUCAACAGAAUGUGAAAUUAAACAAUCAAUUGCAUGGGGCGCAAAGAAAUCAACAGAUAUGCAUUGGGUAACAUUACCAAAUAAUCAAGUAUCAUUGUAUGGUAAAUUCUCAAAUUAUCUAAUCGCUGAUGGUAGAGUUGUUUCAACUUCAAAUGAAGGUUUAGAGUUUGGUACAACAAUUCAAGUUAAAGUUAAUAUACCUUUUUUUAAAGAAUAUAUAGAAUUAGAUCCAGAUUUCUCAGUUUUGGUAGAUCCAAAUUUCAAUGAAGAUGAAUAUGAUGAAUGUGGUAUUAAAAUUGAAAACUCUUCCAACAACUUCAAUGAUAAAAGAAAAUGGAUUUUACCAGUUGCCGUAGUUGUUUCAGUUGUUGGUGCUGCUAUCGUUGUAACUGUAUUAAUGUCUGUACUUUACACAAAAAACAUAAGUGUUAGAACUAAAAUGUUAUCUUUUAAAUCUAAAUUUAAAAAAAAUAAUAAUAUUUCAAUGAAAACUAUGAAUAAUUAA
This is a messenger RNA of Dictyostelium discoideum AX4, 4725 nucleotides long. RefSeq lists its product as hypothetical. The record is from RefSeq and is a predicted model, not a curated record. The transcript has a single exon. NCBI's taxonomy places the organism in Eukaryota, Evosea, Eumycetozoa, Dictyosteliales, Dictyosteliaceae. Bases 1 to 4725 code for a protein of 1574 amino acids.